CUGGAAACGGCCCAGAUGAGUUGAAGGAUUGAUACAAAUGUAUCAGAGUGAGUUGCGCUCUUCUCCUGACUGCAGCCGCCGAGGAGAGCCGGACCCAGAGCCGAUUGUUACCCAGGGAGGAGAGCACCCCCAAGGCUUCAUGCUGCACCCACUCAACUAUCAUGGCAAGGGAUCCUGGCAGCAGCAUGGCACAGCGGGGCUCCACUAAACUUUGCAGCCUGCUGGCGCUGCUCUGUGCCAGUCUGGCGGUGGAGGCGCAGUAUAAUGGAGAGAAGGGCAUCUCUAUCCCGGACCAUGGUUACUGCCAACCCAUCUCCAUCCCCCUGUGCACGGAUAUCGCCUACAACCAGACGAUCAUGCCCAAUCUGCUAGGGCACACCAACCAGGAGGACGCUGGGCUGGAGGUGCACCAGUUCUACCCGCUGGUGAAGGUCCAAUGUUCCCAGGAGCUGAAGUUCUUCCUGUGCUCCAUGUAUGCCCCUGUGUGCACUGUGCUGGAGCAGGCACUGCCCCCAUGUAGGUCCCUAUGUGAGAGGGCCAGGCAGGGCUGCGAGGCUCUCAUGAACAAGUUUGGCUUCCAGUGGCCUGAGAGUCUGCGCUGUGAGAAGUUCCCAGUCAAUGGGGCAGGGGAGCUGUGUGUGGGGCAGAACACCUCAGACAAGGGCACCCCUACACCAGCUGUGCCAGUGCUGUGGACCAGCAACCCUAACUACAGAUCCCCCCACAGGGACAAGUUCUCCUGCCCCAGGGCACUCAAGGUACCAGCUUAUGUCAACUACCACUUCUUGGGGGAGAAGGACUGUGGUGCCCCUUGCGAAGCUGGCAAAGUUCACGGGUUGAUGUAUUUUGCGCCAGAGGAAUUGCGCUUCUCCCGAAUAUGGAUAGGCAUCUGGUCGGUACUUUGUUGUGCGUCUACCCUGUUCACGGUACUGACUUACCUGGUGGACAUGAAACGCUUCAGUUACCCGGAGAGACCCAUCAUCUUCCUCUCUGGGUGCUACACCAUGGUGGCCAUAGCUUACAUUGCCGGCUUCCUACUAGAAGACAAAGUGGUGUGCAAUGAGAGGUUCUCAGAGGAUGGCUACAAGACGGUGGUCCAGGGCACCAAGAAAGAGGGCUGCACCUUCCUCUUCAUGAUGCUUUACUUCUUCAGCAUGGCCAGUUCCAUCUGGUGGGUCAUCCUUUCGCUCACUUGGUUUUUAGCAGCUGGCAUGAAAUGGGGACAUGAAGCCAUAGAAGCCAAUUCUCAGUACUUCCACUUGGCAGCGUGGGCAGUGCCAGCCAUCAAAACCAUCACGAUCUUGGCUGUGGGGCAAGUGGACGGGGAUAUUCUCAGCGGGGUUUGCUUUGUUGGAAUAAACAAUGUGGAUGCCCUGCGCGGAUUUGUCUUGGCCCCACUUUUUGUUUACUUGUUCAUUGGCACUUCCUUUCUCCUGGCCGGUUUUGUGUCCCUCUUUAGGAUCAGAACCAUUAUGAAACAUGAUGGCACCAAAACCGAAAAGUUGGAGAAGCUGAUGGUGAGGAUAGGCAUCUUCAGCGUCCUCUACACCGUCCCGGCCACCAUUGUCAUUGCCUGUUAUUUUUACGAACAAGCUUUUAGGGAACAGUGGGAGAAAAGUUGGGUGAGCCAAAGUUGCAAGACCUAUGCUGUCCAAUGCCCCAGUAGCAACCACCCGCCCAUGACGCCGGAUUUUACCGUAUUCAUGAUCAAAUAUCUCAUGACCCUAAUCGUAGGAAUAACCUCUGGUUUUUGGAUCUGGUCUGGCAAAACUCUUAAUUCCUGGAGAAAGUUUUAUACAAGACUCACCAACAGCAAACAAGGAGAAACAACAGUGUGACCCCCCUCCCCCCACCCCAGCGCCCACCCUCCUGACUUGUACACUGUAUAUGUUUUGUUGUAAAUAACAAACCUGUAACAUUUUGUAAGUAUAUUUUGUAUUUAAAUGACAACA
Molecule: messenger RNA, 1952 nt
Organism: Hyla sarda
Lineage: Eukaryota; Metazoa; Chordata; Amphibia; Anura; Hylidae
Gene: FZD1
Product: frizzled class receptor 1
Exons: 1
Coding region: 162-1838 (558 amino acids)
Biological process (GO): non-canonical Wnt signaling pathway; canonical Wnt signaling pathway
Cellular component (GO): plasma membrane
Molecular function (GO): Wnt receptor activity; Wnt-protein binding
Source: RefSeq, a predicted model, not a curated record